Amaranthus tricolor (Joseph's coat) is the source of this 1851-nucleotide messenger RNA. RefSeq lists its product as uncharacterized. The record is from RefSeq and is a predicted model, not a curated record. Bases 1 to 1851 code for a protein of 616 amino acids. The transcript has 5 exons. NCBI's taxonomy places the organism in Eukaryota, Viridiplantae, Streptophyta, Magnoliopsida, Caryophyllales, Amaranthaceae.
AUGGAUCUGAAGAAAAGAGAAGAUGAAGAGGGAAAAACUAUGAUUUUGCAACAGCAGUUGGAGGAUGCCCAAAAGAAGAAUUUUGAAUUUGCGUUAACCAUUGAGGAGCUCUCAACAGAAAUAGAUUGCCUUAAGAGAAAGAUUUUUGAGGUUGAGGGGAAGGUUAGAGAGAGGGAAGAGGGCUUGUUAAGAAGGAUUGAAGAUGGGAUUUGUGAAAGAGAGUGUUUGGAGUUGGAAAUUUAUGAAGGUGUAAGAGAAAGAGAGGAAUUGGUGGGGAAAAUAGAUUUAGGUAUGAGAGAAAAUAAGAGAUUAUUGAUGGAAAAUGAUGUAUUUAAGGGAAAAAAUGAGGAAUUUGAGAAGAAUUUAUUAAGGGGUUUGAGUGUUCUUUGUUUGAUCAAAGAGUGUUUGAUGAGGGUUGAUGAUAGUUUUGAUAAGAAAGAAUUGGAAAACAUGAAGGAAACAAUGUCUAAUUUUGAGGGGAAUAUGAAAGAUUGUAGAGAAAUGGAGGAAUUCAUUAGAGAGUUGAAUUCUGUAUUGAGGAUGGUGAGAAGGGUUGAGGAGGUAUUGGGUGAUUAUAGAGGAAAAGAAGUUUUGUUUAGGGAGAUUAGGGCUUAUAAGAAGAGAAUUAAGGAAUUAGAGGAGAGUUUGAUGAAGGGUUUUAAGGUUCUUGACUUGAUUAAGGACUCCUUGUUGACAAUUAAUGAAUCCUUAGAUGAAAACAAAGUGCAAUUUGAGCUUGAUCAUGAAUGUGAUGAUUUAGAAGAAAAGUUGUUGAAUUUUGAUAAUUCAAAAGGAUCGGUGGAAGUUAUAAAUGCUUAUUUUAAAAAAUUGGAAUUUGUUAUAACAAUGGCGAAAAGGGUUGCAGAAAAGAUGAAUGAUUAUCAAGAGAAGGUGAAAAAAGAAAAAAAGGAACUUGAACGAAGUAUGAUGAGUUUAACCGAAGAGAAUCAAGAUUUUAGCUCCUUGCUUCGGAUCGCAUUGAUAGAGAAGGAAGCGGUAGAGAAGACUGUUAGACAGUUGAAGGGUAGCAAUGAGCAAAGGAGAGCCCCCUUGUUACAGUUUGCUGAGAGAGGUUUGCAAAGAGUUGGGUUCGGUUUUAUAGUUGGAGGAUCUUCCAAUGAGCAAUGCAAGGAUCAAAACAAAACUUCUGAUCAAAUUUCAGAUGGUGUAGUGUCUGAUGUUAGCAGUGAAUAUGAAGAGGAAGUUGUUGAUUUGGCUUCAACUAUGGAGAAAAUGAUAAAGAACACACGCCUCGAAAUCACUCAAUUAAGGAUAGAGUUGGAGGAAUCCAGGUCAGACACUGAGCGAUUGCAGCGUCUGACAGAGAAACAAACUCAUCAGAUCCGUGAGCUAACAGUAUACAUCAAUGAGUUGGAAGAUCAAGAGAGAAUUUGGACACGAAAUGUUGAGGAACUCAACAUCGAAUUAAAAGAAACAGAAGCGGAGGCUGAUAGAUGGAGACAAGCCUGUGAAAUGGAAGUAGAAGCCGGAAAGUGUAUUGCUCAGGAGCAUAACAAACUGGUUGACAUUUUGAAACAUGAGUUGGAGAAGACAAGGGCAGCUCUGCAAGUGUCAGACAAGAGGUUAAAGUCAAAGGAAGAAUUAGCUGCUGCUGCAAUAGUAGCUCAAGCAGCCGCGGAGAGGUCACUUCAGCUUGCAGACAGAAGGUGUGCUGGACUUCAUCAACGGAUUGAAGACCUCACAAGACAAAUUGAUGAGAUCGAAAAUAGAGAGAAGCAUAGGAAACGCAGAAGGAGACGAGUAUGCUGGCCGUGGCAAGCGCUUUAUCCAGCAAAUACUGCUAGUAAUGUAAGACGUGUACUUCCAGAAAUGCAAGCCUUUCUUCGAUAA